Eucalyptus grandis is the source of this 2250-nucleotide messenger RNA. Its product is annotated as rhamnogalacturonan I rhamnosyltransferase 1. The coding region runs from base 694 to 2250 and encodes 518 amino acids. The transcript is spliced from 8 exons. Gene Ontology annotation, cellular component: cytoplasm. The record is from RefSeq and is a predicted model, not a curated record. NCBI's taxonomy places the organism in Eukaryota, Viridiplantae, Streptophyta, Magnoliopsida, Myrtales, Myrtaceae.
CAGAACAAUCCUCCUUCCCACUCCCUCGCCAUAUAUAAAUCCCCCCACGCCUUCACGUGCUCGUAUUCGCACUCCUCCGCGCACCCGCCGGCGAUCCUCUCCGGCGACAAGCGGCGGCGGCGGAGCUCUCCGGUGGGGAUUCGAUCUGUCGGUGCCCGCCGCGGCGGAGGCGCGAGCGAGAGGGAGAGGAGAGAGAUCGUGCGAUUCGUCGCGGUCUCGAGGCGGCGGGGGGCGGGGAACAGGCUUCGCCAAUUCGGCAAACUGCGAUUUUCGGGCAAUGUGAAUUGGAGCCCUUGCCUUUUCUGCGAAAUACCGUGGGGAGGAAUCGCUGGAUUUGGUGCGAGGGCCGAGGCUUCUUUUUGUUUUUUUGGUAAUCCGUUUGUUUUCUUUUUUUGGGUACGAUCGGAGCGGAUUUUGUUUUUGGAAGUUCGUCGCGUUGGAAGUUUUGGAUCUCGGAGGAUCGCGAGGAGAUCGGCUGGCGAGUUUCCCGAAUCGAGGAAUUCAUUUAGUGGGAUGCAUUUUCGCGCUUAGCGGAUCGGCGAUUGGGCUGGGCUCUGUUGCCGUUCUCGGAUCCUGCAUUGAGGUAUAUUGAGCAGCGCCGAGGCGGAGAGUGUGCUUCGUCGGCUGCCGGCUGCUCGGAGAUCGGCGAUUCGCGCGCGCGAGACGGUGGGGAGGUUGGAUGGUGAUCCGGAUAUGUGCAGAGUGGACAGGAGUGACGUCAAGAGCAAUUUGAGGGAACCGAAGAGGAGAGUGAGCUGGGAGAUGGGGUUGAAGGUGUUCGGGGAGGGCCGGGUGGAGAAGCUGCGGAACACGGUGUUGCCGCACUCCUCGCGGUCGCGGAUGAAGGUGUGGAUGAUACGCGCCACCACCACGGUGCUGCUGUGGACGUGCGUGGUGCAAUUGACGGCCUUGGGAGAGACGUGGGGACCGAGAGUGUUGCUGGGUUUGCCUUCUUGCCUGUCCCAAGAAUCUGCGGUCUUGGACGACAAGGCUUCCGCGGUUCCUGUCAGGGUACUGCCGCCCAAGCGGGUUUACAAGAAUAAUGGUUACUUGAUGAUAUCAUGCAACGGAGGACUUAAUCAAAUGAGAGCAGCAAUUUGUGACAUGGUCGCCAUUGCAAGGCAUUUAAAUGUUACACUUAUAGUGCCUGAGCUGGAUAAGACAUCCUUUUGGGCUGAUCCCAGUGACUUCCAUGACAUAUUUGAUAUCGAUCAUUUUAUUACUUCUUUGAGAGAUGAGGUUCGGAUUUUGAAAGAGUUGCCUCCUAGGCUCAAGAUGAGAGUGGAUCGAGGAUUGGCCUUUCAAAUGCCACCAAUUAGUUGGUCAGAUAUUUCCUAUUAUCAGCACCAGAUUCUUCCAUUGAUACAGAAAUACAAAGUUGUAAAGUUGAACAGAACUGAUGCUCGACUUGCUAACAAUGGCCAGCCGUUAGACCUUCAGAAGCUACGAUGCAGAGUGAACUUCAGUGCCCUCAGAUUCACCUCUCAGAUUGAAGAGUUGGGGAGGAGGGUUAUCCAACUUCUCAGGAAAAAUGGUCCUUUCCUAGUGCUGCAUCUCAGAUAUGAGAUGGACAUGUUGGCAUUUUCAGGCUGUACACAAGGUUGCAGUGAUGCCGAAACAGACGAAUUGACGAGGAUGAGAUAUGCUUAUCCCUGGUGGAAAGAAAAAAGAAUAGAUUCUAUCCAGAAAAGGAAAGAUGGUUUAUGUCCAUUAACUCCUGAAGAAACUGCUCUCACUCUGAGGGCCAUGGGAAUUGACCGAAAUAUCCAAAUCUAUAUCGCAGCGGGUGAAAUAUAUGGUGGCGAAAGAAGAAUGGCAAGUCUCGCUGAGGCUUACCCUAGAUUGGUCAGAAAAGAGACACUGCUGGAAUCCUCAGAUUUAAGAUUUUUUCAAAAUCAUUCUUCUCAAAUGGCCGCCCUAGAUUAUCUGGUUUCAUUGGAAAGUGAUAUUUUUGUUCCCACCUAUGACGGAAACAUGGCUAAGGUGGUAGAAGGACAUCGCAGAUAUCUUGGGUUCAAAAAAACAAUUCUGUUGGACAGAAGGCUUUUGGUGGGGUUGAUAGACCAGUAUAACGCUGGAGCACUGAGCUGGGAUGAGUUCUCAUCUAUAGUUAAGGAAGCUCAUGCAAAUCGAAUGGGGAAUCCGGUGAAGCGGUUGGUCAUCCCAGACAGGCCAAAAGAAGAGGAUUAUUUCUAUUCCAACCCUUAUGAAUGUUUGCAGCCAUCAGACGAUCCCUUGAGCAGUGUAUGA